AUGUCCCCCACCAUCGGUUUUCAUCCACUUUCCCAUCUGUGCAUCCACCACCCUUCACAUCGCAUCGACACUAGGGGUUACGGCGUCUGCCACCACAGCAGCAUGCGCCUUCAGCAGCAAGACAAGUCGACGGCUAGGACACAUCCCACGCAGCCACAGCCACGUUCCAGGUACCUGGGCACCAAGCCCGCGCGCUUCAGUCGACCCAAGGGAAGGGAAGGGAGGCCCACUCCCACGGCAGCUAGGUAGGUACGCUGGUUAACCUCCGUGGACCCCAGGCCCCCAGUCCCAGUGCCCGCCUGGUCACCUUGGCUGCUGCUGCACCAAACCGCGGGCGGGCAGUGGCCUCUCCCUGUGAGCCUGCGUGAGGUGAGCUGAACCUGGAGCAGGACCUGGAGCUGGUGCCCCCCGCUCGACGCCGCAACGCAACAAAAUCUCUCUCCGUUCUCUUGCAAACCCCCGUACGAACCGCAGCAAGCACGCACGCACGCACGGCGCAGGACCCAGGGUCAUAUCGUAUCGCACCGUGCCGUACCGUACCGUAUCGCAUCUCCUCUCUCCCAUAAACCUCGCACCGGUAUACAUACGGCACAUCUCUCAUCAGCCCCUGCCUGCCUGACCCUGACGAGCCCUGCAUCUUUGAGACUGUUGAACAAACAUGGCCCCAUCAGAUCAGUCAGCCGCCAACAACCGAGCCUCCAAGGCAUCGGGGGAUGCCGACCUUGCCCAGGCCUACCGGGAUCUCGCUAGGGGUGAGCAGACUGCCACCGCCCUUGAGGCGAACCUUUCCAAUCUCGAGAGCAAACUUGAUGCCAUCCUCGCCGCCCUCGAGGCCAGAGCCGACCCACAGGCGCCCACCUCCGCCACAGCUGCUGAGGCCGAAGCCCCUGUCGAGACUCCUAGCCAAGCAGAUGGCCAUGCGGAGGCAAAAGAGGGUGCUGACAAGGACAAGCACAAGGGCAAGGAGGAUACGGCGUGAGGGGGAGGGGGCUGGUGCUCCUACAGUAGCUCCGAGUACAUGUGAAUAA
Fusarium keratoplasticum is the source of this 1028-nucleotide messenger RNA. RefSeq lists its product as uncharacterized. Bases 659 to 979 code for a protein of 106 amino acids. The transcript has 3 exons. Lineage: Eukaryota; Fungi; Ascomycota; Sordariomycetes; Hypocreales; Nectriaceae. The record is from RefSeq and is a predicted model, not a curated record.